Molecule: messenger RNA, 7844 nt
Organism: Anopheles merus
Lineage: Eukaryota; Metazoa; Arthropoda; Insecta; Diptera; Culicidae
Gene: anne
Product: probable cation-transporting ATPase 13A3
Exons: 4
Coding region: 2347-6567 (1406 amino acids)
Biological process (GO): polyamine transmembrane transport; intracellular calcium ion homeostasis
Cellular component (GO): membrane
Molecular function (GO): polyamine transmembrane transporter activity; ATP hydrolysis activity; ATPase-coupled monoatomic cation transmembrane transporter activity
Source: RefSeq, a predicted model, not a curated record
AUAUAUAUGGACUUUUUCGGGCAGGAAGAGCAGGCUGUGCGUGCGCGCGCGUGUGUGUGAGUGUGUCGCUGUGUGAAAAAAGUCCGUCACCUUUUUGCAGCAUCUUUCCGUGCAAGGCCUCCCAGAAAGGGGAACCUCCUCGGCUGGUGUCCAUCGCAACUUCGGUCGUGUGUCGUGUGUUUCACGUGUGGCUGCUGUGACCCAUUUUGCCUGACCUGGCUGGUUUUGACCAAAUCCCAUCCGGGUGAAGGCAACCAUCAGCCCCUCACCGUGUACCAACGAAAGGAAACAGUGCGAAAUUCACGUCACAGAUAGUGCCGGAAGUACGGUGCGCGAGCGCGCGCGAUUGUGUGUGUCUGUGUCUACUACUGUCUGUGCGCUCGUCUGUGCGUGCAUGUGUUUGUGUGUGAGUGUGUGUAUUUUGCAAAGUGCUAGCGUGUUUCCCAAGUGUGACUAAGUUCGUGGCACGCUGUGACACGUCCCGCGCGGCACGGUGAAAGGUGGUCCGGUCGGACGGAAUUCGUUUGCUACCCGAUUUCACAGGCCCCACCGGUCCGGGAACAUCACCGGUUCCGGCGCUUUCGUGUGCAUCCGGUGUGUGCAAUGUCCGGUUGCGUUGGUGACGGAUCGUUUCUAGCCCACAGCAGCAGGCCCCGGAGCAGACGGUGAAGAAGGCAACGCCACCGAACGGCAAAACGAGGGGGUGCUGGCCAGAAGGUCGUUUGCAUGAGCCCGGCCGUACCUGAGCGGACGAUGUAGCGGACAACCGAAACCAUCUAGGCAUCUUUACUUGCGACGUGUCACAGAAAACGAACAUACUGCAUGCCGCAGUCCCUUGGCGUCAUACAAAAUACCUGCCUUCCCGUACGGUUUUUGUGUGACUGACAAGAGUUGAUACAAGCGGCAGAAAUUCCUCAAAGCUCAACAACAACGACGACGCACCACGACGUUCUCAGGCGCUACACUUCCUGCAUCCUGUUUGCCGUAAAGUAAAAGCAGGAGCAAACACACACACACACAAACGCGCCAUAUCGUGGUACACUCCUGUCCCAGGGCUCUCCUCCGGGGAAGGACAUUGCGUCGCUUCCCUCUCAUAUCAAAACACGCACCCACUCACACACAACCAUCAGCUACCGCAGGAAAAGGAGGACGCGGCGCGUGAGCACACGUUUUUCAUCGAUCGGCGGAGAAAAAGCAGGAAGUGUCCCGUCGCCCGCUCCGUAACGUUUCAGCGUCCGUUUGACCAGCCGAGCCUUGGCAGGCCGUUUUCGGUGUAAGCGUUGGAAGCCCUGCAACUUUCCGACAGGUGUACCAGUCAUUCGGGCGUGUAGUUCGAAGCUUGUUGGAUGCGCGAGACACCGGGUGUAUUUGUCCGCCUGCCUAUAACAAGUCACAACACCUGUAAGAGCGAACGGCGCGCAAGAUUCCUUAAAAGGGUACAAACGACGAUUCGCGCAUAAUUACGCGCAAAGGACACGUGCUCGUUUUUGUACCGCCAUACUACAGCAACAGCACCAGCAGCAGCAGCAGCAGCAGCAGAGCGAACGUGCAAAACUCCUCUUUCGACGCCGCCUGCAUCGCCGGUGUCGACGGAACUGUUGUGGCCUCGUGGGACGAUGUGCGCGAUCUGCACUGCCGUGCCGGAGACUGACCGCUUUGUGCUGAGAUAGCAUAGAUACGCGCGCUAUCGUCGUCGUCGCCCGCUUGCCGAGCCGAGUGUCGCGCAGCUGAUAAGCGCCGCCGACCUGCUCGCAUCCGCCACCGACCGUUCGUGCGCCGCCCGCCGCUUAUCAGCGCAACGGCGCGAUCAUUGCCACCGCCGCCAACCAAUAUAGCGCAUAACAAGAGUGCGGCAUCCCCCCGCAGUGCCUCCGGGCAGACGCAAAAGCACCUAAGCAAAGGGGGAAGGUAGGGGCUCAAACCCUUCCACUCCAUUUCAAACAAAGCCACACAAACACACACUUACAAUCAAAAGCCCCGGGAGGGGUGAACUGGUGCCACUCACCAACACAAGCGCACCCGCGAGCGCACAAAAAAAUCAACCCCACACUCCAACGUCCCCCCCCCCCACCACCCCCCUCUCUUUCAGUGGCAUCAUUACCGCGGUUAAGGUGGUGGUCGUUGGUGCUAGAGCGCGUCGCUGUGCCGCGGCAGCCACCGAUUGCGUGCCGGCAGUCGUUGAAGGCAUCGUCGGCGGCGUGCUCGUUGCAUUCUCGUGCGCGAGCUACUCCGAGCUCCGGCACCGUGCCUCAGUCAGUCUGAUCGCGCGUCGGAGUGUCGCACGGGUGAAACCUCCCUGACGCGCGCCGUCUCUGUGUGUUUGCGUGUACGUAAGUCGGGUGAUACAUGAUGCCACUGGCGGAAGGGUCGGCCACUGCCGAUCGGUACUCGUCGGCGGGCUCGGUGGCAGGAUCGGGGUUGGCAGCCGCCCAGCUGGACACGGCGCUUACCGGCGAUCCUGCUGCUGCUGCUGCCGCCGCCGACCACUUUGUGGUUGUGGACGAAACCGAUCGUGCAGCCCACCCCGGCGGCCACGAAGGUGACGAGCUGGAGGAGGUAGAUUUUGGCGAUCCGGCGGCGGUACAGAUCAAGAAAGCGCGUAAGUCCCUACUACUCCUAUCGAACCACAACAACCACCACCAACAUCAGCAUCACCGGGCGCACCGGUACGACAUUGAGCAAGAGAAAACGCACCCUGACGCUGUGUCUACUUUAGCGGAGCUGUUGCAGGACUCCCCCGGCCUUCAGGCGUCCGUGCACGACAUCCUGAACGAUGGCGAGGAGGACCAGAUGUUCAUCACCGGGUACGAGCGCUGCCUGCGCAAAACGUUCCUGUGCUACGUUGGGUUUCUGCUGACGUUCGGCAUCCUGCGGCUGGUGAUGCACUGGCGGCAGCACUGGCUGCUGCUUGCUACGCACCGGGAGUGUUCGCUCGAUCGGGCGGAGAAGGUGCUGAUACACGAGGCGUACCAGCGCAAGCACGACCUGUACUACGUGAAGGACGUCAUUACGCUGAGCGGCGAUGUAGUGAGGGAAAUCGUGGACAGUGAGAAGAAAAAGCCUAGCUCAACCAACGCCCGGAACGUCAUCAAAGAGCUGACCCAGAAUGGGAUCCCCGAUUACGGCGCGUUCCUGCGCACGCUGGACCCGUUCCAGGUGGCGUACCAUCGCACCGGCGGCCGGUUCGAGCACGCGAGCACGAUGCGCUACUUCAGCUGCAAGAAGCUGCGCUACAUCUGGUGCGAUCAGGCGAAAAAGUUCGUGAAGCUGCAGGGCCUGGACGUGGAGGUGCCGAGCGUGCUGAUCCACCACACCAAGGGCCUGUCCGUGUACGAGCAGAGCAUCCGGCGGUUGAUCUACGGCAGCAAUGAGAUCUUCAUACCGCUGCGCAGUGUGCUCACGCUGCUGUUUCUCGAGGUGCUCAACCCGUUCUACGUGUUUCAGAUCUUCUCGGUGGUGCUGUGGUUUUUCUACGAGUACUACUACUACGCGGUAGUGAUCAUACUGAUGAGCGCGUUCGGCAUUACCGUGUCGAUCAUACAGACGCAGCGCAACCAGCGCGCCCUCUACUCGACGGUGCGCAGCACCGACACGGCGAUGGUCGUGCGCGACACGAUGCUGUCGGAGUCGAUCGAGACGCGCUUCCUGGUGCCGGGCGACGUGCUGGAAAUACCGGCCACCGGCUGCACGAUGCAGUGCGAUGCGGUCCUCCUGUCCGGCAACUGCAUCCUCGACGAGUCGAUGCUGACGGGGGAGAGCGUGCCGGUGACGAAGACGCCGCUGCCGCUGCGCCGCGACCUCAUCUACAACCGGAAGGAGCACGCGCGCCACACACUGUUCUGCGGCACGCGCGUCAUCCAGACGCGCUACAUCGGCAGCGAGAAGGUGCUGGUGAAGGUGCUGAACACGGGCAACAUUACGGCGAAGGGGGGGCUGGUCCGGUCGAUCCUGUACCCGCCGCCGGUCGACUACAAGUUCGAGAAGGACUCGUACAAGUUCAUCACCGUGCUCGGGAUCGUCGCGUUCUGCGGCUUCGUGUACACGCUGUACACGAAGAUUAGCCGCAGCAUCGGCGCGGUGAAGAUCAUCGUGGAGUCGCUGGAUCUGAUCACGAUCGCGGUCCCGCCGGCCCUGCCCGCCGCCAUGACGGUCGGGCGCAUGUACGCGCAGAAGCGGCUGAAGCGCAGCAACAUUUACUGCAUCUCGCCGCGCGCCAUCAACGUGUCGGGCAGCAUCGAUUGCGUUUGCUUCGACAAAACCGGCACGCUGACGGAGGACGGGCUCGACAUGUGGGGCGUGCUGCCGAAGGACUCGACCAACAGCUUCCAGAUACCGCUGAAGGAUGUGGGCCGGCUGCCGAUGAGCGACCAUCUGCUGUUCGGCAUGGUCACGUGCCACUCGAUCACGUUCGUGAAUGGGGAGAUGCGGGGCGAUCCGCUGGAUUUGAAGAUCUUCGAGUCGACGGGGUGGAUACUGGAGGAGGCGAACGUGUCCGACGAGACGAAGUACGACAUGCUGUUCCCGACGAUCGUGAAGCCGCCGCGGGGGGACUCGCGCGACGAGCUGAACCUCGAGCUGGACGUGGCGUACGACAACUCGAACGACAUUGGCAUUGUGCGCGAGUUUUCCUUUACCAGUGCGCUGCAGCGCAUGUCGGUGGUGACGCGCAAGGUGUCGGACAACCAUUUCAACGUGUACGUGAAGGGUUCGCCGGAGAUGAUUAGCUCGCUGUGCCGGCCGGAAAGCAUACCGGAGGAUUUCCAGUCGAAGCUCGGGUUUUACGCGCACCAGGGCUAUCGGAUCAUUGCGAUCGCGUACAAGCAGCUGGACAAGAAGCUCAACUACCCGAAGGUGCAGAAGAUUGCGCGCGAGAAGGUGGAGUGUGAGCUGGAGUUUUUGGGCUUUGUCAUCCUGGAGAACCGGCUCAAGACGGACACGGAGGAGGUGAUCGAAAGUUUGAAUGCGGCCAACAUACGCUCGGUCAUGGUGACCGGGGACAAUCUGCUGACGGCGGCAAGUGUUGCGCACGACUGUGGCAUGAUACUGGCCGGCCAGAAUCUGGUCACGGUGACGGCGCACGCCGACAAAGCGAACCCGGACCGGUACUUCCUGUCGUACGACAUCACGGGCCAGCCGCAGCUCACGCAGUCCGACAUCAUGAACGACAAUCAGGUGGACGGGAGCGUCGGCGGUAAACCGGACGGUCCGCUGCGGGUGAAGGAAAACGGCAACUACGUUCCGAUGACGGAAUCGAACAGCAUCAGCAGCUCGAUCGACACGUGCACCAUCACGACGCAGCUGAGCGACAAGGAGCACCGGAUCGUAAUCGAACCGGCCAGCGACCACGACUGCCACUCGCUGGCGACCGACAUCGGCAGCAUCAAGAUGGUGGCGAACGGUGUGCCCGGCAAGCUCGGGCCCGGCGGUGGCUCCUCCUUCCGCUUCGCGCUGACCGGCAAAACGUGGGCAAUCAUUAACGAGCACUUCCCGGAGCUGGUCAGCACGAUCACCACGUACGGGACGGUGUUUGCGCGCAUGUCGCCGGACCAGAAGCAGCAUCUCAUUACCGGGCUGCAGCAGCUCGGCUACUACGUGGCCAUGUGCGGCGAUGGAGCGAACGAUUGUGGCGCCCUGAAGGCGGCCCACACCGGCAUCUCGCUCUCGGAGGCGGAAUCAUCCGUCGCGUCACCGUUCACGUCCAAAAACCCGACCAUCGCCUGCGUACCGAACGUGAUCAAGGAGGGCCGGGCGGCACUGGUGACGUCGUUUGGUAUAUUUAAGUUUAUGGCUGCGUACUCGCUCGUACAGUUCGCGUCCGUCGUCAUCCUGUACUCGAUCGACUCGAACCUGACCGACUGGCAGUACCUGUACAUCGAUCUGUUCAUCAUCUCGAUCGUGGCGUUCUUCUUCGGCAAAACUUCCUCGUACGAUGGGCCGCUGGUGAAGCAAACACCUUCCAACUCGCUCAUAUCGCUCGCACCGCUGCUUUCGCUCGCCCUGCACAUGAUGGUCGCGAUCGGCAUGCAGCUGGCCGGCUGGUACCACGUGCAGGCGCAGCCGUGGUUCGAACCGUUCAACUACACCUCCGACCGGGAGCUGAACGAUCACGGCUGCUUCGAGAACUAUACCAUCUUUGCGAUCUCCUGCUACCAGUACCUCAUACUGGCGAUCGUCUUCUCCAAGGGUGCCCCGUACCGGAAGUCCAUCUUCUCCAACUACGGCUUCAUCAUCAGCAUCCUGGUGAACGUGGCGAUCGCGAUCGUGCUGACCGUGUACCCGCCCGCCUGGAUAGCGGAGCAGUUCGAGCUGGUCAUGCCACCGGACGGGGAGUUCCGCUUCCGGCUGUACCUGGUCGCGUACGGGCUGAUCAACUUCCUGCUCUCGAUGUUCAUCGAAACGGUCAUCGUGGACGAGAUCGCGUUCAAGCGGCUGCGCUACCGGUGGCACAAUGUGGCGAAAUCGCGCCGCAAGUACUUACAGAUACAGCACAACUUUCAGCGCGACAUCCAUUCGCCGAGCGACUUUAAAACCGUGUUCGGAUGGUCGAGCGAGAAGUACGAUUACUGACGCCACCUUCCUGCUGCUGGUAAGGGCGUAAAGUUGGCGAUGCUGCCGCGCAACCUGUGUGCGCAACGGCUCGCAUGGAUGUUGCUGGGCGUGGCGGUUGCCGCCGUGUGCCACUGGAAGGACGCAGGCUACUACAACAGAGAGGCCAAGGUUCGGUAGCACUCCCUGAACCGUUCCCUCCCACGGUGUGUGUUUGUGUGUGUGCUGUGCUCGUAUUUUUAAUUGACCCCGGGACGCGCGCGUCAGGAAAGGAGCUCCGAAAUUGUUGAUACUACUGUGUAUGUGAUAUGUAUGGCUUUCUUACACACGCCACGGAGAGUGAAACCACACAGGGUCAUUAUGGGAAGAGGCCCGACAACCCUAAAAAAAAAUCGGGCGUGUUACGAUUGAAAGACAAUAAUCCAGGAUUCCCCAUCGCAGACACACACACACACACCAUCAUGUGGCGUCCUUGGUGUCCUCCGGGGUGUCUUAAACAGGGCGAUCUGUCUAAAGCGGAUGGUAUAUAUGUAUUGGUUUUUGGUGAAGGAGCCAACAGGACAGGGGGGUUAUUCUCCCAAAGCUCCCCCUCAUAUUAGAGGUACUUUUUGUGCGGACGAAGGAGGUGCUGGUGCUGUACGUAAUGAAAAUGUAGAUAUAUUUAUACAAGCAAAAACACACUCACACACCCGCGGUAUUGAUCAAUAUAUCAGCAUUGCCUCUUUCUGCACCUCACUCGAGUAUUUGGACAUGUGACGAAGUCGAGCGCCGACGAAUCGGCUAUUUAGGAUGGAGGAGAGAGCAGCCUUUAAUGCAACGGAAAGUGGCGAGUGGCGUUUUUUUUUUGACAAAAUUACCAACAAUCACACCAAACACGACGAAGGGCAUAGGUAGCGAGCUGUUGGUGUGUCUUAGGACGAACGAUUAGUCAUUAGUCCGUGUUCUGUCCUUUGGUUUUCGUGGAAAAAGGGAGGAGUUCUGGUUUGUGGGGUCGUUGCGAUAAGCAUAGCAAAUUAGAUAGCAGGAAACAUGUAAGCACAGGUUGUUAAGAAAAGUUCACAAAAGUAGACGGCCAUACGCUUCUUACUACUAGAGGGCCCAGGUAGCACGAGCACACCAAACCUAGUGUUGGGUAAAAUUGGCAAAAAUCCGGAGUCGACUCCACUCCGACUCCGCUUUUUUUGGAACCGACUCAGGAAGAUAGGUCUGCCUGAGCAGUAUCCGGAGUCAUCCAGUGUCGUUCGGAGUCACCCGGAGUCCUCCGGAGUCGUCCGAAGUCAUCAGGAGUCGGAGUCAUC